UGCUCGCCCAGCGCCCGGAGGCCGUCGCUCCCGGGAGGCCGAGGCGAGACGACGCCGGGGCUCGGCGGGGCCGCGCAGGGGCGCGCGCGUCCGUCGGGUGCUCGCGCGGGCUGGUGCGGCGCCGCUCGGGACUGCGGGCGCGGGGAGCACGGCUGCAGCCUUCGCGAGGCCGGGAGGCGGCGAGCGGAGGGACGAGGCGAGCAUCGAGCAAACUGGACAAAGGCACUUGCGUGGGUUUUGAAAAAUGUCUGAAGUUUAGUGGGCUCCAUCCACCUUCUGCCUUCUGCCUUCUCCCCACCCUUUACAAAAGAAUAAAUGGGAUGUUCGAGAAGAGAGCUGUAUUAAAAGAAGAGUGUUGCAAAUGGCUUCAGAAUCUAUGAAUGCAAAACAAGCCAGGAAUCACUUCACAAAGGGGAAAAAGCAACAGCAGCAACAAGUGAAGAACAAAUCUUCAGUUAGUGAUGGUGCUGGAGAAGACUCCUUUAUCUUUGAAGCAAAUGAAGCUUGGAGAGAUUUUCACAGUUCACUUCUGCGGUUUUAUGAAAAUGGAGAACUCUGUGAUGUCACACUAAAGGUUGGCUCAAAGCUAAUCUCCUGUCACAAACUGGUGUUGGCAUGUGUUAUUCCCUACUUCAGAGCUAUGUUUCUCUCUGAAAUGGCUGAAGCCAAGCAAACACUCAUUGAAAUCAGAGAUUUUGAUGGUGACGCAAUAGAAGACUUGGUAAAGUUUGUCUAUUCUUCACGGCUCACUUUGACUGUGGACAACGUCCAGCCUCUCUUGUAUGCAGCCUGUAUUCUACAGGUUGAACUGGUGGCCAGAGCUUGUUGUGAAUAUAUGAAGUUACAUUUUCAUCCCUCCAAUUGCCUGGCAGUAAGAGCUUUUGCAGAAAGUCACAAUCGAAUAGACUUAAUGGACAUGGCGGAUCAGUAUGCCUGUGAGCAUUUUACUGAAGUAGUGGAGUGUGAAGACUUUGUAAGUGUGUCACCCCAGCAUCUCCAUAAGCUUCUGUCGUCUAGUGAUCUAAAUAUUGAGAAUGAAAAGCAGGUCUAUAGUGCAGCCAUCAAGUGGCUUCUUGCCAAUCCUCAGCAUCAUUCCAAAUGGUUGGAUGAAACACUUGCACAGGUUCGUUUGCCGCUCUUGCCAGUUGAUUUUCUUAUGGGUGUUGUGGCAAAAGAACAGAUUGUCAAGCAAAAUCUAAAAUGUAGAGACUUAUUGGAUGAAGCAAGAAAUUACCACCUUCACUUGAGCAGCAGAGUAGUACCUGACUUUGAAUACUCCAUUCGGACUACUCCAAGGAAGCAUACUGCUGGUGUGCUGUUUUGUGUCGGUGGUCGAGGUGGAUCUGGUGACCCGUUUCGCAGUAUUGAAUGCUAUUCCAUCAACAAAAACAGUUGGUUCUUUGGACCGGAAAUGAAUAGUCGCAGGCGACACGUGGGUGUAAUCUCUGUGGAAGGCAAAGUGUAUGCAGUGGGUGGACAUGAUGGGAGUGAACAUCUGGGCAGCAUGGAGAUGUUUGAUCCUCUCACCAAUAAGUGGAUGAUGAAGGCAUCAAUGAACACAAAGAGGCGAGGAAUUGCUUUGGCCUCCUUAGGAGGUCCAAUUUAUGCAAUUGGAGGGUUAGAUGACAAUACUUGCUUCAACGAUGUGGAGAGAUAUGACAUAGAAUCUGAUCAGUGGAGUACCGUGGCACCAAUGAAUACUCCCCGGGGAGGAGUUGGCUCUGUGGCUCUAGUAAACCAUGUUUACGCAGUAGGUGGCAAUGAUGGAGUAGCUUCUUUAUCUAGUGUGGAGAGGUAUGAUCCACAUCUGGAUAAGUGGAUAGAAGUUAAAGAAAUGGGUCAGCGAAGAGCAGGCAAUGGAGUUAGUGAGCUGCAUGGUUGCUUGUACGUUGUUGGUGGUUUUGAUGAUAAUUCUCCUCUGAGUUCAGUUGAGCGAUACGACCCUCGAAGCAACAAGUGGGAUUAUGUAGCAGCACUUACCACUCCCAGGGGUGGAGUGGGCAUCGCGACAGUGAUGGGCAAGAUCUUUGCAGUUGGCGGUCAUAAUGGCAAUGCCUACUUAAAUACAGUAGAAGCGUUUGAUCCAGUGCUGAAUAGGUGGGAGCUGGUUGGAUCCGUGUCUCACUGCAGAGCUGGAGCAGGUGUAGCUGUGUGUGCCUGUUUAACUAGCCAAAUUCGAGAUCUCAAUCCUCUUGUGAAAAGGAAAGAAUUUGAAGAUGAACAAGUCAAUUACAUGUGUUUUAACAGCAAUUAAUCCUCAUUACAGAGAAGAACAAACAAAAGAUCUGUGGCACAUUAUCUUUGGAAAGAUCUUUUGCAAAUUUUUCUUCUAAAAAGAGAAAACAAACUAUAAUUCUCACAGAUCACAUAUGUCUUUCAAAGGACUAUACAAGGCAGCUAAAUUUUAUUCACAAAGCCCCAAGUUGCAGUUCCAUCGCUGAAGUAGAUAAACCCAUGGAGUCCCCCUGACUUGUGUUGCUCAUCAUCCCAUCGAGAGCAUCACUUCUUUCCUAGCCUACAGACAAAGUCAUCGUGUGGACUAGACAGCUGGCACGUUAUUCCACAAGAAAGAAAACUCAUUGUUUUAGAGAUAGACCAGUGAUCUUCAUUUAUCAACUGGACGAUUUAUUCUUUUAAACAAUUUUAAUAAUACCAAGAUUUGACUUUCUUCUAAAGUUAUAAGAAAGCAAAAAAUAUAUAAUAUAAUAUAAUAUAUAAUGGUAAUAAAUAAAAAAAAGGCAACCCUGCUCAGGUAUCAUCCAAAACACGAUCACAUUCAGAAAAAGAAAAAAUUAAAACAAGAUUUGGGACACACGCGUAUAAACACACACACACACAAACACACACACACACCAUGAACAGUGUAUACUUGCUAUCUGAGGGGGGUGUGCAGUAAUUUUAACAAUACACGUUGAUGGCCUGAACAAAAGGCGAAGUUAAUACUGCCCAUGUUAAGCAUCGCUUAAACAUCUACUUGUAAGCAAAGCAAGUUUAUCUUCCUUCGGUCAGCCGCUGCCUGGUCUGACCAGUGCAGCUUGGCCAGCCUCGCUGUCAGUGGUCUUAUUCCCUUGUCCUUCCAGGCUGAUCGAGUAAUAUCUAGGCUCGCAGGGAGGUGUCAUAUUUCCUUCCUGUCCUCUUGGGUAGAGAAAUACAGGCACUUCUCUACCCAUCACAGUACCUGCCGACAUCUGACACACAGUGAAACAUAGUGUGACUUCCCCCAGGACAACAGGAAAUUUACAGCCACCUUAAGAAAGGUGGAAGAUGGUGCUUGUCAACUCAUCAUACGUACAAUUGCAGCCAGUAGUCACAAUUCAUUCUCAGUCACCGAGAAACCAACACAACUGGAUUGCAUAUUUGAGGUUCAUAUGGUGGAAAUACCACUUGCAACGUUUGAAGGAAAAUCCCUAACAUCAUCACUCCACCUCCCGCAAACAAAAUGACAACAGAUGAAAAAGGCACAGGAGAAACCUUACAGCCAUAAAUUGUAAAUAGGAUGAAAAGCAAAAGAGGGAACCCGCUAGAGAAAGAGAAAAAAGGAGCAAGUACCGCCAUAACCCUGACACCCUCCACAGCCACAGCCCAUAACUCACCUCCCAGUGAGCACAUCUCCACAUCUGUGUUUCUAAAAUAAGCCCAAAUCUUCUUGCAAGAUUUAAAGACUGUUCAUCAGUGGUAAAGCGUGUGAUGGAUAAAGUGGCAGAGUUUUUGAAAGAUUUUGUGUAGUGUCUGGGAAAAUAAAUCCUUAAGAAAAAAGUAGAGUCUGUGGUGGAAGGUAAGGAAUCAAGCCUCGUUUGAUUCAUUUACCUUCAGACACACCUCAACCCUCAGGGAGCAGGAGAGCAAAAGGUGCAAGACCCACACAACGUCUCUUAAAGCCAGAGCGUUAUGCAGAAUUAAGUUUGGUCAACACAGGCACAACAAAGACAUCCAAUUCAACCAGCCUCUUAUUCUCUGUGUGAGCGCGUGUACAUAUGCACAUACACGCAUCUCCUUUCAUACAUCAGAGGUAAGAGUUUUGUUCAUUUUGGAGGGCACAACGGUUUCUUUUUGCUCCUAAAAAUUAUUUAACAGGAAUCAUAAUAAAAUAGUUAAGCUCCUGAUCCUACUAACAUUAAUAUUUAAGGGACCAAUUAAGGCAAGUUUUCAGCCAGAAAUAUUUGUUAGCUUCUGAACAUCCUGAGAUCUGGAAUUAAAGGAUAUAGAACAACGGAGAUAAGUGUGAUCCAAUUUGUCUAGGGGAAACAGCUGAACGUUUUGGUCAGAACAGAUCUCUACGAUAAAGGUCCUCUUGUUCAAAAAAGUCAGGGGCUUUUCCCGUUCACGAUUGUGAUUAAAUCAUAAUAUCAGAUGAGUCACUCUCCUGCUGUAGCUCUUGUCCUCAUACUACGCUGGCUGCUCCCUCCUGCUCUCCCCACGGGGAGCGUGCGGCCACGUUUUUACUUCUUAACCCAGUGGAAUUUGGUAAAUUUCAGUAAAGUGUUUUUCAUUGUUUAGGAGGGCCCUCAGUCUGGCUAAAAUCUCAAGUUCAGUGAUUCACAUUUUAAUUAUAUCCAGAAAGGGCCGAAACAUUCAACAUUUUUAAAAGUAAAACAGUGUUCUUCCAUUUCCUAGUGAAGAGUGGACAGACAGACACACGCACACACGAAACUGUAGUGCCAAAGGCAAGAUUUUACACUCAAUUUUCACUCAAGAUAUUUUGUAUUUGUCUGUGAACUGUGUACUGGUACUGUUGUUAUAAGAACUUCAUAUAUUCAGAGGCUUAAUUUUAUAAUCUAGUCCUUUCAAUUAUCUCCCUCAGUACAAAUUUUGCCUCUGGGAAUUUAAGCAUGCAGUGAAAAGUGCACGCGCUUUACAAAUCCUGUAGAUUUCUACAUACAACUGUAACAGCAAAAAGACCUUAUGAACAGUAAGGAUUCAUCAGCCACUCCCUCUUACAGACCCUAUUUAAAAAGCAACCACUAGCAAUUCUUUUUUAGCGACAAUGCAUGUUGCAGUAAGAAUCACAAGUAUUCCAUGAUCAAAACAGUACAAACUGAUCUCUGCAAAUUCAUUAGUUUUUCAAGGGACAAAUACAUUUUUAAUAUAAAGGUCGGGAAAACACACACACACAAAGAAUAAGGCCACUGAAAAAGCAAUCACUUCUUUUGAAAUUGGCUGAGAAACUGACUUGGAAAUGUCUUCAGUCAAGGGAGCACUGCGGCUCGCUGAUAGGACACACGCAUGCAUGUGUGCACACACACUCUGGCACAAUCUGCACAGAUCAGAACCUGUCCUAAAGAACACAUCCCUCCAAAUUGGCAGGUGGCUUGUACAGAGGGGGAGCAGGGGAGGGCAGGCAUAGCCAAGGGAAGGAGGGGCGGGGCGGUGGGGGGAGAUGUUAAACCAUCACAUAAUCCUGAUGUCUGGUGUCUUGUCUCCCACAUAUAAGAGAUAGGCAACACAAUGCCACAAGCACACAACCUACCGGGCAAUUACUGUUCAUUUAACAAUAGGCUGCUUUUUAAACGAGUAGUUUAAAAAGGACCAUGGCUUUGCUUUAGAAUAUCAAAUGAAAUCAGUCCAUCAAGAUCACACAUCAAGUUCUUAUGCUCAGAAACUACUACUGUUCUAAUUCUCUAGCUUUAACCUAAACGUGAGGUAAGAGACCUCUGCCCCAGCUAGCGUUGAUCAAAGACCAGGCUGGAAAAGACAGCGAAGGAACAGCUUCACACAAACAAUUUAGGCUAUGAGCAUCCAUUCCAUCCUCUACACAUCCCUUUAUAUAUUCACCAAUUACCAGGCAAGUUCUUACAUUCAUCAUAUGGACUUUUGACCUCUUCAUUAUCAAAAAGAUGGCACUCCCUUCUUCACUAAUAAAUAAAUACGAAAAUGUCAAACAUGCUCGCUAGGACACAAGAUGUAGAGGGGCAGGAUGGGGUGAAGGGAGAAAAAUAAGCCAGUUGUAGAGAGAACACUCACUCCUCAAUUUUAAUACAUGUGCAAAUUCUACUUCUAAAAGGGAUAAAAAGAGUUGGCUUUUAAAAACACUGCACUCAAAAUAAUGCUUCCAAUAAUAACCUUCAAAGUUUCAAUGAAAAAGGAAGUCUGUGCUUACGGACUUGUGGGAAUUCUGAUUGUGUUCUUUCAUUUUAGGUCAUUCAAAAUGAACUUGGUUUAAUGUACAUAAUAUGGCAAUAACAGCUUGUGGGAAGGCCACAGUUCCUCCUCAAUCUAAUCAAAUCUGAUUGAGAACACUCUGGAGUGAAGGCAUGUGGUGACUUUUUUUUUUUUUUCAGUCUAAUUAACCCCCAUACUCUCCACACCCUCUCAGGGAGUCCAUUUCCCCUAGACAAUCAUGGGUUCUGAAAGUCUACUUUUGCUAUAAAUAUAAAAUAAUUUGUAGCAGAAAAAUAUAGCCUCUCUAAGAAGUAGAUUUCAUUUUCUUUGUUCACUGACAAAACUCUGAGUUGGUUAGACAACAUGAGUUACCACAUAGCUGUAGACCACAGAUCAGCACCUCAAAUUCCAGCUCUACUUAAACAAAAAUUAAAAAGCACUUUAGCCAUCUGGUCAUGUAUAAAUGUUGGUUCCCUCUUCCCCAAGGUAGAAAAUUCCGAAUAUAGAGUCAAUGGUGACUGCCUUUCACUGAUGCAGGGUUGGAAAUGGCAGCGCCACGUCCUCCGUAGUACAUGGAGAUUUCGAGAUGGCGUCCCCGUGUGCUGGAGCUCCUCUCUCCACUGCUCUGACUUGAGCUGACUUUCCACAGUAACAGGGAAAUCAGAGCUGGGGUGAACGUGCGUACUCCAGGCAAUGGGGGGUUGCCUUCAAUUUUAUAAAUUAUGACAAUACUUGGUAUUAUCAAAGCCACUGUUCAUUGGCAGAAAGUGGGGUACAGUGGAGUCCUUUACAACUUAUGUUUUACAGAUAACCUUUAAAUUUAUUAAACAAAUAUUUUCCCCAAACUUAAAAGAA
Messenger RNA from Equus quagga, 6954 nucleotides. It is a transcript of the gene KLHL8, whose product is annotated as kelch like family member 8. The transcript has 11 exons. NCBI's taxonomy places the organism in Eukaryota, Metazoa, Chordata, Mammalia, Perissodactyla, Equidae. Gene Ontology annotation, molecular function: protein binding. The coding region runs from base 362 to 2254 and encodes 630 amino acids. The record is from RefSeq and is a predicted model, not a curated record.